Messenger RNA from Penicillium concentricum, 1500 nucleotides. RefSeq names its product arylsulfotransferase family protein. The coding region runs from base 1 to 1500 and encodes 499 amino acids. The record is from RefSeq and is a predicted model, not a curated record. The transcript has 2 exons. Lineage: Eukaryota; Fungi; Ascomycota; Eurotiomycetes; Eurotiales; Aspergillaceae.
AUGAGUCGAUUCCCGCAAGCUCUCACCAUAUUCGCGACCUUCUUUGGCCUUGCACAGUCUGCAGAUAAUGGACUAUGGCCGAUGCAGAAGUUCAAAAGCUCGUCCAUCCAAGCACCGUACAUGAACGUCACUAAGAUGGGCCCGACAGAACCGGGCUUCCUCUUUCUGACACCCCACGAUAUCAUCCGACAAACGGGAUACCCGGCCAUCUACUCAGAUGAUGGCCAGCUUGUAUGGCAGGGCCCCAGUGGGAACUACUCAGCCCUGCAGCCGCAGGUUCUCAACGGCGAACCCGUAAUGGCCUACUGGUCCGGCUAUGUCAGCCUUGGCUUUGGAUUCGGAGGAAUUUCUAUCGUGAACAGCUCGUACGACGAGAUCCACAGAGUCACGCUGGAUUGCGAGGCAGAGAACUUCGUGACAAUCUAUGAUCCAAUGAAGUUUGCUUCGUGCAUUGAUAUCCACGAAAGUGAGAUCACAGAUAACGGCACCAUUCUCGUGACUGCCGUCAAUGUCACGCAAGCGGAUCUGAGCUCCAUUGGUGGUCCCAAGGACGGAUGGAUUCAAGACGCACUCGUCUAUGAGAUUGAUAUCAAAACCAAUGAGAUCCUCUUCCGCUGGAGUGCCUACGAGCACAUCGACCAGGUGCCGCUCAGCGAUGUGCGUGCUCCGCUCAAGGGAUCUGGCGGUACCAAAGCUGAUCCAUAUGGGUACCCUCAUCUCAAUUCGAUUGCGAAAUAUGGUGACUCGUACUUGGUGUCGUCGCGGUUUAUGUGCAGUCUCUUUUUUAUUGCAUCGAAUGGCUCGGUGACAUGGCAACUCCACGGUUUGACUGGCGGUGACUUUGAGUUAGGCCUCGGCACGACCUUCUGCCAACAGCACGACGCGCGCUUCCAGUUCCAGAGCGACGAGCGAGUGACAAUCAGCCUGCACAACAAUGACAACGCCGAUUUCACAGGCCACACCGCGCUAACAACGGGCAUGGUGCUAGACGUAGAGCUCCAAGGCUCAAAACGAGUCACCUUGAAGAGUCGAAUGUGGGAUGCCGCUGAACCUGUGUACGCCGAGUCACAAGGUAGCUACCAACCUCUCGGGAAUGGGCACGUUUUGCAGGCCCAUGGCGGAACGCCCAAGAUCGAGGAGUACGAUGAGAACGGGGCCGUCGUUAUGCGUGCUAGGUUUGGUUAUGAUAAUACCAUGCACACGUACCGCACCUAUCGGUACCCUUGGGUUGGGCGUCCGGCUACCAAGCCCAAUGCUGUGGCUUGUUUGGAUGGGAGGAACGGGAAGCCUGUUGUUUACGCUAGCUGGAAUGGGGCGACGGAUGUGGAGCAUUGGAAGGUGUAUUCUGGAACUGUGGUGAAGCAGACUGCUGUGCGGAAUGGAUUUGAGACGGCCAUUCUUGUGGAUGGCCUGACUAGUAGUGAUUCGGUGGUUGUGGAGGCGGUUGGCGGUGUUGGUGAUGGGAUGAGAUCUGAAUCCGCCAAAGUCGGACAAUGCUGA